AUGGCCAGCACAGCGAGUGUCAGCACCAGCACCGGAAGCUCAGAGCUGUCUUCACUGUCAGACAACAUCAAUAAUCCUGCUGAUAUCUCUGUCAUUGUCAUCUACUUUGUGGUGGUGAUGGCUGUUGGAGUGUGGGCAAUGGUGAAGACAAACCGAAGCACUGUUGGAGGCUUCUUUCUGGCUGGUCGAUCUAUGACUUGGUGGCCAAUGGGCGCCUCUCUGUUCGCCAGCAACAUUGGCAGUGGUCACUUCGUGGGCCUGGCUGGGACAGGUGCAGCUACAGGAAUCGCAGUUACAGCGUUUGAGUCACACUCAUUUGCCUUGCUGCUGGUGUUGGGGUGGUUUUUUGUCCCCAUUUACAUCAAGGCUGGGGUGAUGACCAUGCCAGAAUAUCUCAGGAAGCGCUUCGGUGGCAAGAGGCUGCAGAUCUACCUCUCCGUCCUCUCCCUCUUCAUCUGCGUGAUACUGACGAUCUCAGCAGACAUAUUUUCUGGAGCCAUCUUCAUAAAGCUGGCUUUGGGGCUGGACCUCUACCUGGCGAUCUUCAUCCUCUUGGCUAUCACAGCCGUCUUCACCAUCACCGGGGGCUUGGCCUCUGUGAUUUACACUGACAUCCAGGCCAUCAUCAUGUUGGUUGGAUCCUUCAUUCUCAUGAUAUACGUCGAUACAUUGUCCCAGCAAGGAGAUAAGCAGCUGCUACAGUUACCAUCCGGCGACAAACUGCUAGCCACUGUGCCUUCUCCAAAUACAGGGCGGAGGGACGCUGGCCCUGGCUCAAACUGUGUCUUCUUAGAGAGCCCCAGGCUGCCUCAGGAGGCGGGCACUGCAGCCUGGGUGGCACAGCAGAGCAGUGGCGGGCUUGUCCUGGUCCCUAGCUGUCUCUGCCUGCACCUGUGCGAUCCAGAAGGCACCACCGCCUCAGCCCCAGCACAGAAGCCCGGAGCCACGAUGAGCCACGCCUGCGACCGCCAGGAUGCCAGCCAAGGUAACCAGCUCGUUUCCCUGGCCUUCAGUGUCCUGCAGCUGCUAGUUGGUUAA
Rattus rattus (black rat) is the source of this 1038-nucleotide messenger RNA. Its product is annotated as solute carrier family 5 member 4A-like. Lineage: Eukaryota; Metazoa; Chordata; Mammalia; Rodentia; Muridae. Gene Ontology annotation, biological process: sodium ion transport; transmembrane transport. Gene Ontology annotation, cellular component: plasma membrane. The record is from RefSeq and is a predicted model, not a curated record. Gene Ontology annotation, molecular function: D-glucose:sodium symporter activity.